CAAGACUUCAUAAAAUUUUAUAAAAUAUUUAUCGUAUCUUGUGACGUAACGUUAAUAAAUUGUUAAUAAUAUUACGCGAAAAAUAUAUAAUAUAUUACUACACGAUAGGCGCGGAGGUGGUUGCCAUAUCGACGGACUCGAAGUACUCGCAUUUCACGUGGGUGACGACGCCGCGGAAACAAGGAGGUCUAGGUGAAAUGAAGAUUCCGUUGCUCUCUGAUAAAAGCCAUCGGAUUACAAAGAGCUACGGCGUGCUGAAUGAGAGUCAAGGGAUAGCCUAUCGCGCUCUGUUCGUCAUAGACAGGCAACAAGUCAUACGCCACGUAACAAUAAGUGAUGAGGAUAUAACGCGAUCGGUGGACGAAGCCUUGCGUGUCGUGAAGACGUGCUGCUUCGUGGACAAACAUGGCAACGUGUGCCCUUAUGGACCAUUACAGGCGAAGAGCGUCUCCAGGGAGGAGUCGGAUUACUUCAGCACUACUUGAUCCCAAUAAAGAGUCGUCAGCCGUGUUUUUCUGAUCGAGACUGUUUAUCCAAGAAUUAACAAUCCUCUUUACUUAUUCAGCAUCGAAUUCUGCAUUUAUAAAUAUUUCAAAUACUAAAUAGAUAUAAAAAUUAGAUAUUUUACAUC
This is a messenger RNA of Ooceraea biroi (clonal raider ant), 631 nucleotides long. Its product is annotated as thioredoxin peroxidase. The record is from RefSeq and is a predicted model, not a curated record. Gene Ontology annotation, molecular function: thioredoxin peroxidase activity. NCBI's taxonomy places the organism in Eukaryota, Metazoa, Arthropoda, Insecta, Hymenoptera, Formicidae. Gene Ontology annotation, biological process: cellular response to stress; hydrogen peroxide catabolic process; cell redox homeostasis. Gene Ontology annotation, cellular component: cytosol.